Triticum urartu is the source of this 1019-nucleotide messenger RNA. RefSeq lists its product as uncharacterized. NCBI's taxonomy places the organism in Eukaryota, Viridiplantae, Streptophyta, Magnoliopsida, Poales, Poaceae. The record is from RefSeq and is a predicted model, not a curated record.
CACAACCCUAAUCAAAUGGCAAGUACAAUUAGUCGUACACUCUCGUGCCAUCAUCAUGGAUAUAUUCAGAUUUUUAUAAGCAAGAGAAAUGUGCAUGCCAAAGAAGGAUCACAAUUCACAAGACUAGAAGAGAAGAGAGAAGAACACGUACACAUGCUGACCGCUAGGCGAUGGAGAUGAUUCACAAGGGAUCCAUGGACUUUGUGCUGGUCCCUUGCGGGCUUGCGAUCAUGCUCGGCUACCACCUCCUCCUCCUCUACCGCAUCCUUCGCCAUCCGCACACCACCGUCAUCGGCUACGAGAACCACAACAAGCUCGCCUGGGUGCAGCGCAUGGUGCAGACGACGGCGCCGGAGGAGGCGGCCCUGGCGCUGAGCGUGAUCUCCGACAGCAUCUCGGCGUCCACCACGCUGGCGUCGCUCUGCAUCGCGCUGGGCUCGCUGAUCGGCGCGUGGGUGAGCAGCAGCGCCGCGCCCUCGGAGCCGCUCACGGCCGGCGGCGACGGCGGUGCCGGCCAGCCGACGACGACGGGGAUGGCGUCGGCCAAGUUCACGUCGCUGCUCGUCUGCUUCCUGGCCUCCUUCGCCUGCUUCAUCCAGUCCGCGGGGCACUACGUGCACGCCAGCUUCCUCAUGACCGCGCUGGGGUCGGACGCGCCGGCGAGCCACGUGCAGCGCGCCGUGAUCCGGGGCGGCAACUUCUGGGCGCUGGGGCUCCGGGCGCUCUACUUCGCCACGGCGCUGCUCAUGUGGGUGUUCGGCCCGGUGGCCAUGCUCGCCUGCUCCGUGCUCACGGUGGUCGUGCUCCACCUGCUCGACACCAGCUCCAUGCCGCUGCACCACCACCAGUUCCUAGACAGAACGAGCGGCACUGGGGGAACCAGAGCGGCCAGCGCUCCGAACCCGGGGCUCCAUAGCGCGGUCGCGGUGUUCUCGCCGGUGCCGUAUCUCAGGUGACGGAGGAGAAAGUUUCUGGUGUAUGAUGUUCGAAGAUUUUUUUUAAAAGGUUAAACCACCGGC